AUGACUGAUCUCCGCUGCGUCAUUAAAUUCAAAACCUGUGAUGGCAUAGCUCUCCGGGGCGAGUCGCUCAAUAUCCUGUUCCUAGGUCUUUCUGCUCUUAAGGAAUUUUUGCUUAAUAAUUUUGCCGCCCGUAUCCAGGAGGCAGGUUUCACAUCACUGAUUUAUAACAACCGUUGCUGGGGAUCCAGUGGCGGUGAGCCACAAAACAAGACGGACCCAUGGCGUCAGAUCGAAUAUAUCCAUGCUGCAAUCAGUUACUCACUGACCCUGUCUGAUAUCGAUCCGAAUCAGGCGGUGGUCUGGGGGAGCAGUGGUUCAGGUGGGAAUACCCUAACGGCCACUGCUCUUGAUCCACAAGUAAAGACCAUGAUCUCACAGGUGCCCUUCGUGUCUAGGAAGAGCGCUCAGCCCACAGCUCCAAAACAGUCCUCCGAGACGGUAGAGCAGGCCCGCACCUCAGAUCACAGGGUCAUACCUGGGACUAAGGAGUCCGCGGAGUUCUUUCAGGAUGUUUCACAGAAAAAACUUCCCCCAGACUUCAAGUGGAAGAACAAAAUUACCCUGCAGACCUACUAUCACAUAUUCAAGCACAAGCCGAUCCAGUACAUCCACCGUAUCAGUCCUCGGCCUAUGCUUAUGCUUGUGGCCAUGAAAGACUCAAUUAUCCCAACCGAUGUCACGAUGAAAGCAUUCGACGAGGCCGGAGAUAGCAAAGAGCUCGUGAAGUUUGACUGUGGCCACUUCGAACCCUACCAAGUGGAAGUUUUCAACCGCAACGUCCAGGUGCAGAUUAAACUUUUACGCAAACACUUCUCCUAG
Molecule: messenger RNA, 819 nt
Organism: Penicillium waksmanii
Lineage: Eukaryota; Fungi; Ascomycota; Eurotiomycetes; Eurotiales; Aspergillaceae
Product: alpha/beta hydrolase
Exons: 4
Coding region: 1-819 (272 amino acids)
Source: RefSeq, a predicted model, not a curated record